GUGUGACUGUUCGCCAGUUUCUUUCUGCGUGUCGAGAAACGCUCUACAAAGCAUUUUACUCGGGAUUUUACGUAUAAAAAAGGUGUAAACUGUUAUACAACGAUGUUAAGGAGGAAUUACGUAUCAGCAUAAUUACUGGAAACUAUACGUGACGUCUUCUUAAGAAGAGAAAGUUCAGUCUACUUGGAGGACCAGAUAUGCGAACCGCUGACACUGCACUUAGCUGCCAGAAAGUGGUUAUUCAGCAACGGGACCAACGGCUUUACAUAACUUCCGAACCACGUCGAGAGUGAACUUCUAUCACCAGAAAUACACAUCUCUCACUCAAUGGAAUGGCCGAGAAUCGAACCCGCGACCACAUGCGUGUGUUGCGGUGACUAGAUGAUGAGUGAGAUCAAGGAGCCGUCUCAGGAUCAUACUCAACAGCCACAGGAACAGUCGCAGCAGCAACAGCAGCCGCAGCAGCAGCAACAACAACAGACACAGCAGGAGCAGCCUCCUCCUCCACAGCCACCUCCAACUCCCAUUCAUCCACAGCAUACGAUCACGACCUUGGUCCCUAUGCAGGCCGCUGCCACGGCUCAGCCCAUAGUGCCUCAGGGCUCGCCACAGGUCGGUCAGCAGCAGGCGGUGCCCCAAGCAACGAUGACCCAGGUUAUGCAGCAGGGACCGCAGCCGGCCCAUUCGCCCCAUGCAGUAGCCACCAGUAUGACUCCACAGUCACCACAGUUCUAUGUGCAAGCAUCCUUGGCCUCCGGGAUGCAGCCAGCACCUCCAGCCAUUGCCCCAGCUCCGGGGCCUCAGACAAGUACCACUACUGUUUCGGCCUUGCAUCAACCCCUUCAGCACCAUCUGCCUCAAACCAUCGCUCAUCCUGGGGUCUCACCCUCCCCCAUGCCACAGUUUUCCCCUCAGGUACAGGUAAUUCAAGGUGGAAUACCUGGAGGAUCUUACCUACAACAGGUAUACCAGAAUGCACAAGGACAGCUUAUUAUGCCGAGUAAUUUAACUUUGCAACCAGCACCUGGCAUGAAUGCCACACCUAUUCAACCAAAUACUUUGAAUGGAUUAAAUCAACCCAUUCAGGUAAUAGCAGCUGCCACAGGAAAGCCUUUCCAAGGACAAAUAGCUCCUCACAUGCUAACAACCACAGGAAAAACUGGAGUUCUUCAAGCUGGUGGCCAAGCUGGAUAUUCUCCUGCAGCCAUACCCACAACUGGAAGUCAGACGUUGGUUAUUGGCCAAUUGCCUGUGGGUGUUAUUAGCAGUCAGCAACACAAUAUUCUUCCCGCUCAUUCUGCAACUCAUAAAUCAGCAGAUAUGCAAAAGCAGGCAAUUUCUUGGGCAACUCAAAGUACUCUGCAUUCACCAGCACUUUUGGCUCAAAAUCAACCUAUUUUUAUUCGAGGUGCCCAGCCAGGACAAGAAAAUGUAUUUAUUUCAAAUCCUCAGCCACAGACAAUGCAUGUCCCAAAUUACUCUUGUUGGCGUAUGGAAAGCGGCGAGGAGGGAAGAGGGAGAAGGAGUGGUUAUUGUUUGGAAGGGGAAUCCCCCUCCAUAAGGACUUCAGCCAUGAUGCCACCACUGCAGUCUAUGCAGCAAGGACCGCAGGCACAAAAGCCACGGUCUGGAAUGGAAAUGCCUGCUAACAUACAACCUAAGGCUCCAACUAUGCGUCCAACAAUCCUUCCCUCCAACUCUCCUCAGAUUCGUCCAGGUGCAUCAGUCUCAACACAGACAGCUGGUCAGCAGUUGGCUCCAGGUCACAUGCCUGCUCCAAGACCUCAGAACAAGUUGAGAGGCAAAAGUGGAACCAACCGCACUUCACCAGCAAUUGCUGGAACUACUCAAAUAGCCUCUGCACAGGUAGCCCAAAAUACAGUAGCAGUUGCUGCAACUGUUGCAGCUGCAGUGACUGCAACGCCAACAGCAGUAGCAGUGAAUGCUGGAACUCAAGUGAUGCAACAACAGGCUGCUGUCACUCCAGUGACAGUAACAAACCCACCAACUACUGUCUCAACUCAGAAUAAAAUUUCGCAAGCCCCAUCUAUGCAAGUCAUCACUAAUAUGACACAAACUAAACCUGGAGGCCCAAUGGCACCACCUACUGCACCUCUUCCUCCAGCUGGACAGCCACCUCCAGGCUUACCACCACUUGUACGAGCUCCAGUAACUAAAACACAGCAAGCUAAUGUUGCUGCUAUUCCUCAAGUUACUGUGGCAGCUACCCCUCCAACGCUAAUACCAAGUUCAACUCUACAAACUCCAACCCAAGUACAACCUAUUACUUCACAAGCUCCAACAUCAUCUCCCUCCCCAGUUCUUGCCACCACAACAAUGCCACCUCCACAGGUGACUGCAGUGACUUCAGUUUCAACACCACUUCAACCACCUUCUCUUGCUCCAGCUGUAGCAGCUGUUACUUCAACACCAAAUACAAUUCAACCUAAACAAGAAAUGAAGCAAGAACCUCUACCUAAAAAAAUUACCCCAAUAGCACCUAUAACUGCACCAACUGUUGUUCCUGUGUCCAAUGUUGUAACACCUGUCAGUCAGCCUCAGCCACAGGCUCAGCAGCCUCCACCAACUCUUACAACAUUAAAUGGUACCCCUCCGUCUAGUGAGAGUGGUGAAGUGAGUGAUAAGCCUCUUCAGCCCACUGUAAAUGGAACUGCCCAUCCAGUUGUGCCUCAGCCUGCAACAACUGGACCUCCAAAGGCCAUGGUGAAACCACAAGUUCUUACUCAUGUAAUUGAAGGCUUUGUAAUUCAUGAAGCUUCUGAACCGUUUCCUGUCAGGAGCUCAUCAUUAUUAACAGAGAUUCCCAAACCAAGACCACCCAACUACACCAAUACAAUUCCUGUAGCAGCUGUUACUUCUUCUGCACAGUCACCAAUUGGAGGACAAGCAGAAAAGGAAAACCUACCAGAUGAUGAGGCCAAUAGAAAGAAAGGUAAUGACCUGACAGCUACUUCACCCAAAGGAGAUACAGCUAAAUGUGAAUUUUGCGGAAAGACUGAUUUACGCUCUAAAUUCAAGAGGUCAAAGAGAUUUUGCAGUACAUCCUGUGCCAAAAGGUACAAUGUUGGUUGCUCAAAAAGGAUAGGACUUUUCAAGAAUCCUGAUGAACCUCCAAGUAAACGGUUACGUGAAGAUGGAACUUUGGAAGAAGUGGAAUCUACUCCAACUACAGAGCCAGAAGAACCCCAAGAAACGAAAUGCAUGCUUAUGGAAACUGGAGAAAUGACUGAGGAGGAGGAUGGGUUAUCUACACCUGAGUCACCUACGAAGUCUCAAAGAGUGGAUAUUUUAAAAUGGACGGUGAAAGAUGUAGUGGAUUUCAUACAGAACCUUCCUGGUUGCAAGGAAUAUGCAGAAGAUUUUGCACUUCAAGAAAUUGAUGGUCAAGCUCUGAUGUUGCUAAAAGCAGAUCAUUUAAUGUCUGCCAUGUCAAUGAAACUUGGCCCAGCUUUGAAAAUUUGUGCUAAAAUUGAAUCUAUGAGAGGUGACAGAAAAGAGACUUGAAUGUGAGAUAUUCUUGUAGUGCAGCACUCAGUUUGUAUUAUAUUCGACAGAAAGAAAUUUUAAUAAAAUUCAGAAAAUAUAUUAUUUGGUAAGACUAACAAAUAGCCUUACUCGUUGUUGAAAUUAUAAGUUGUAUUGACCUCACAGAAAGUUUGAGAAAUUUCCUUCUGGUUAAAGCACUGUAAAUAGAAUUUUUUGUAUUUAGAAAAAUAUAUGGACAAAUAACAAAACACUUUGACUGUGAAAUUCUUUGCACUGCCGUAAUAGGUUAAGACCUUUUUCACUAUUUUUUAGUGUUAGACUGAAUGUAGGUCUGUUGUUAUGUAUAGGUGAAUGUGAAAUAUAGCGCUCUGGAAUAUUUACAGGCAAAAUGCUGGUUGGAGGUUGAUUAACAAUAAGAAAUAGUGUUUUGCCUGAUUGAUUCCAUCGUCGAGGUGCUUGUACAUAUUCUAGUUAUGGAUCUCAUUAACUUUUAAUUAUAUUCUCACAAACUGUGCAAUUAUAAAAACAAAUAAUCCUUUGUAAUCUGCUAUGUAGGUUCUGGGAUCAAUAAUGUAAUUAGUAUUAAGAUUGUACAUUACCCCUAAUAUGAAACAAGUAGACUGAAAAGGCUGUGUGCAGUCACUUAAAAAGAUUUUUUUUGUUUUGAUACAUUCUAUAAGUAUUUGUUAUUAUUUCAGUUCUGUAAGUAGUUUUUGAAAGUAAUAAUAUUCAGUUUUGUAUAGUAUAGUAUUUAAAUUGAUGGUAUUAUUGUAAAUUUUUGCAAGAUACUGAAACCAUUUAGGAAAUAUGUAAUGGUUUUUAUGUUCGCAUUACUUCAAAAGUCUUCAUAUGUAUGAUUGGGGUUUGAGAAAUUGUAUACUUGAGAAUCAGUAGUAAACUUGAAUGUUUGUACAGCAGAAUGUUUUGUAUAUUAGUUAGCUAUUUGGUUGUUGCACUCAUUGUAACACUCCAUUUUCUUAAAUACAUAAAGACUAAAAAAAAUAA
Messenger RNA from Macrobrachium nipponense, 4512 nucleotides. Its product is annotated as polyhomeotic-proximal chromatin protein-like. Bases 382 to 3525 code for a protein of 1047 amino acids. The transcript is spliced from 19 exons. The record is from RefSeq and is a predicted model, not a curated record. Gene Ontology annotation, biological process: negative regulation of DNA-templated transcription. NCBI's taxonomy places the organism in Eukaryota, Metazoa, Arthropoda, Malacostraca, Decapoda, Palaemonidae. Gene Ontology annotation, molecular function: chromatin binding; zinc ion binding; histone binding. Gene Ontology annotation, cellular component: nucleus; PRC1 complex.